This is a messenger RNA of Paramecium pentaurelia, 601 nucleotides long. The record is from the annotation of a GenBank genome assembly. Lineage: Eukaryota; Ciliophora; Oligohymenophorea; Peniculida; Parameciidae.
AUGUUUAUCUCUUUCAAAAAUAAAAAUUAUAGUAUUUAUAUUUAUCAUAUUAGGCUUAUAAACAAUAAUAUAUAUCACUAAUUAAAAUGCAAUUUGCAAUGAGAAAUGCAUUAAACCUUAUGCGUAUCCAGCAACUUAUUUUGAUCCAUAUAAUUAAGUUUCUGGAUAUUGUUUUGAUAAGGAAUGUAAUGACUCUUUUGGAUAUAAAUUCUCAUACUAAUCAUGUGAUUUUUCACGAUUUCAAAAUAAAUAAUAAGAAAUAAUCAAAACUAAAUAUUGCAAUCAAUUUGUAAUAUAGAAUAUAGAUAUAUCUAUUUAAAGUUUUUUAGAGAAAUUAAGCCUUCUUUUUUCCUAUGAAAUAUAAACGAAGCUAAAAGAAAAAAAUUUUAGUUUAUUUGAAAUGUAUUCUUUAAACAGUUUUAAUGUUCACCCAUUUAAUCAGCCUAAUUUAUUAAUUUUGGCCAAGUUGAAAUAAAUAAUUUAAGCGAUAAAAAUUGAAAUAAUCAUCUCUUUAUUCUAGAAAAUGAUAACAAUUUUAUUAAUUUAAUGUUUAUUCAAGAAUCUUCAUUAUUCGAGUCUAAUAAAUUGUCACAUUAUAUGA